Strigops habroptila (Kakapo) is the source of this 3194-nucleotide messenger RNA. RefSeq names its product family with sequence similarity 155 member B (gene NALF2). The transcript has 4 exons. The record is from RefSeq and is a predicted model, not a curated record. Lineage: Eukaryota; Metazoa; Chordata; Aves; Psittaciformes; Psittacidae. Gene Ontology annotation, biological process: calcium ion import across plasma membrane. Gene Ontology annotation, molecular function: stretch-activated, monoatomic cation-selective, calcium channel activity. The coding region runs from base 678 to 2021 and encodes 447 amino acids. Gene Ontology annotation, cellular component: plasma membrane.
CGCUCUGCGCAGGAUCGGCCCCUCACCGGGCGGGCCCCGCUCCCCGUGCCGGCGGCGCGGGAGGCGGACGGGACAAGCCGGCAGGGGCCGGGGCUCCGGGUGAGGAGCGGGGGGAGGGCCGGGGGGCACCGGCAGCCCGCCCGCUCCCCUCCCCGGGGCAGCGCGGCCCCAGCAGCGGCGGAGCGGGAGUGCGGAGCUGUCCUUCAGCACCACGGCACCUGCCGCCGCCGGUGCCCGCGCCGGGCCGGGCCGUGAAUGGUCGGCGGGGCGGGGGGGGGCCGGCCGGGCGCGCAGGCGCAGGGCGGCGCGGCUCCUCAAGGUGUUGGCGGCGCGGCCGAAGAUGGCGACAGACUGAGGGCAUGGGGCCCGGCGGCGGCGGGCGCGGCGGGGCCCCCGAGCUGGCGCAGCCGACGGGGAAGCGGAAAGCCGAGUGAGCGGGGCCGGGGCAUGCCCCCGAGCGGCGGGCGGCGAGCCGGGGCCGGGGCGGGGAGCGGCGGCAGCGGCAGCGGCAGCGGCGGCGGGGCCGAGGCAGCGCGGCGGCCGGCGGCGGCCUGUAGGCGGGGGCGCGGGCAUGGCGGCAGCGGCGGCGGCGGCGCGGCGCGGCGGCCGCAGGUGACAGCGGCAACAGCGCGGCGCGCCCCGCCGCCGCCGCCGCCCCCCCGCGCCGCUCCCGCAGCAUGAUCCGCGGCGCCUGGAUGUACCCCCGCGGGGGCGCCGCCGGCGGGGCGGUGUGCUGCGCGCCGCGCCGCAGCGACAAGCCGGUGGCCGACCCCGAGCGGGCGCAGAAAUGGCGCCUCUCGCUGGCCUCGCUCCUCUUCUUCACCGUCCUCCUCUCCGACCAUCUGUGGCUCUGCGCCGGGGCCAAGCUGCGGGCGCGGGAGCGGAGCGGCGCCGGGAGGGCGAGGAGCCGCGGGCCGCGGGCCCUGCUGGCGGCCGAGCCGGCGGGCGGCAGCUGCGAGGCCCUGCUCGGUAACCUCAGCCGGGCCCCCGGCCCCUGCCCCGCCGCCCGCGGCGACCUGGACUCGGCCUGCGCCCGGCUGCACGCCCUGCAGCGGCCGCGGGGCUCCCCGGCCGGCGCGCCCCUCCGCUCGCCCCCCGCCGCCGCCCCCUUCUUUGCCUCUCCCUCCUCCAAGAGGACUUUCCUGCAGGCUUACUUUAGGAACUUCAACCUCUCCUUUUGUGAUACUUACACGAUCUGGGACCUGCUGCGGGAGAUGGCCGGCCCGGAUGGCCUGGACUGCAGCGUGGACAACCUGAUGGUGGACUUGGUGGUGGCAGCGGCCGGGGCGCUGGGCGGGGAGGCCUGUAGCAGCUGUGUCCAGGCGUACCAGCGGCUGGACCAACACGCUCAGGAAAAAUAUGAGGAGUUCGACCUCUUGCUGGAGAAGUACUUGCAAUCGGAAGACUACUCGGUCAGAUCCUGCCUGACAGACUGCAAGGCUGUCUACAAGGCCUGGUUGUGCUCCGAGUAUUUCAACGUGACCCAACAACAGUGCCGACACCGGAUCCCAUGCAAGCAAUACUGCCUGGAGGUGCAGACCAGGUGCCCGUUUGUGUUACCGGACAAUGAUGAGCUGAUCUAUGGAGGUUUGCCUGGCUUCAUCUGUACAGGGCUGCUGGAGAACCAGCUGCCUGACGAGGAGGCCAAGUGCUGCGAGGUGCAAUGGGACUCCUGCGACCACCCCCCAGACAGCAACGACAACACAUCCCCCAAAUCCACAACGUCAGAGUCACUCCAUUUCCACCGCCACGACCCCCACCUCCAUCACCAGCGGCAGAACCACUACCACCUCUACCACCACCACCACCAGUACCACCAGCCCCACUCCCCAUCCUUGCUGCCGGUCUCCGCAGGGUCUCGCUUCAGCAGCAGCAGGAUCAGACUGUGCGUGCUGGUCCUGAUGCUUCUCCACACCAUGGUGUCCUUCUCGAGCGUGCACAGCGGCGGCGGGGCGGCCGGCGGAGGGCUCAGCCUGGAGGCCCUGCCUGCCCUGGAGGAGAGCGUGGCACGGGACGAGUGACACGGAGGGGAAAGCUGACCUCCAAGAAGAACGCCAGAUCUUUUUCCACGAAGGGGGGCACAUGCUAUUCCUCCAAUGGGAGGCACGGGAUUGGGGGUGACGCGCACACACACACCCCUGCACAUACCCCCAAGAGCUGCUCGCCGCGGGGCAUCCCCGUGAUGAAGAGUCUCUAAUGCGCACAGGGCUGCGGGACUCGGCUUUGAGAAGGGUUCGGUCAGUAGCAGCCGGCACAGGAAGAAUGAAUCUUCUAGCCUCCGAUACGUUCGGACAUCGCACUUCCGGGAUGCCUUCAAACCUGGAGAUGCUCCCAUGUGCUCACGGGAGUUUAAAUUUGGAAGAAACUCAACGCGCCGGAAUGCCGCGAAGCGGGAAAAGCCGCGGUUCAACGAGAACCGAUGUGAGGGAGAGUUCUGAAGAGACCCCCAAAGAAAGUGUCCUUGCCCUCUUGCCCUUCUCCACUCUGAGCGCGGGAGAUGCUGCUCCUGGCAGCCGUGGCGAGGUCUCUCUGCCCCUCUGCCACGGGGGGGACCUUGGCGGGGACCAGAGCACCCCCCGCCGGGGCGGCUUUGCCUAUAGGGGACCAGGCUGCUCGUGACCGAACCCUUCUCAAGUGCUUGUGACAUGUCGGUGGUUACAGAGCUCAGACCUACAAAACAAAAAAGGUCCUUUUACAGUACGUGGUGGCGAGGUGAAAACAAAACAAAAAACAAACCAUACUGCUGAAGUCAAAAUAUUCUUUCUAUUCCCCCUGCCCGGUUUCUCUUUCUUUCCAGCUUUCUUCCUCUGCCUCCUGGACCCUCCCUCUCUGUUCCCACCCCCCUUCUGUUUCUCUUUCUCCCCUCUGUCAUAAGAAAGUGACUGUGUCCUCGAGGGGACAGUUUUCUUAUGCCAUUUUAUACACUGUGCUUCAUGUUUAGAACUUUUUUGCACUAGUUCCUAUUACAUUUAUUUUCCAAAAUGGUUUGACAAAAAACAAAAAAAAAAAACCCAAACAAAAACACAAAAACCAUGCUAUAAUUCAGUUGUAUUAAAAAUAUUAUCCUACUACUCUCUGUGUUCAAUAGUCUCUGUACCUGUAAUGCUUUCAGUUCUGUUGUAUUUUGGGGCAGAGGUUUUCUCCGCUCCUUGUUUAACCCAGUAAAGAAAUAAAAUGUUAAGAAUUGAUGAUAA